Messenger RNA from Tetrahymena thermophila SB210, 5084 nucleotides. Its product is annotated as kinase domain protein. Gene Ontology annotation, molecular function: ATP binding; protein kinase activity. Lineage: Eukaryota; Ciliophora; Oligohymenophorea; Hymenostomatida; Tetrahymenidae. Gene Ontology annotation, biological process: protein phosphorylation. The transcript is spliced from 2 exons. The record is from RefSeq and is a predicted model, not a curated record.
UAAGAAUCAAUAUUAAAUUCAAUAAGAUUGAAAGUUUUUUAUUAAAGUAAAGUAAAGGAAAGCAAAUAUUCAUGUUGAAUUUUAAUUUUGAUCAAAGCUAGAAGGCAAAUGCACUAACUAAUAAUUAGCAGAGCGUAAACAAUCAUGUUUUAAUAGUUUUUUAAAUAGGCCUUUAAAGUAAUUAGUAAUUAGGCUUAAAAAAAUAAAUAAUGAUCAGUUUUAAUUGUUAUCAAAAUUUAUAAUAAUGGCGAAAAUUAAAAUUGUUAUUUUGAUAAUAAAAAAGGAGGGAUAUACACAUUCUUAAAACUAAAAUUACUAAGAAGGAAAUAACAUUUAGGAUAAUUAGUAAAAUGAUUAAGACACCAAAAUAAAUUCUAAUAAAAAGAUAGAAUUUAAAAUGGUGAAUCAAGAAUAUUAGAUAACAAACUUAAAUGCUUUUAUCAGCAAGAGAAAAAUAGAGAAAAUAUGUGAAGAGACAUUUAAAUUUAUAAAAUAAUAGAAAAUAUAAUAGGGAUAGAAGGCUAAAGAAUUGGCUCCAGGAGGAUGCUCAAAUAGGGUCCUACUAAAUUGUUAUGAUGGCAUUUUUUUCAUCUAGAAAAAAUGUAAAAGUGAAUAGGAUGCUUCAAAAGAAAGAGGAUUUAUUAAAAUUCUUUCAGAAGAGGGGAUAACUCUUCCUCUGAUCGAGAGAACUGAAUCAGAUUCAGGAGGUCUUUUUUAUGUUGAAUAAGCAGCUGGCGUCUAAUCUCUUAAUAAUAUCAGAGAUAAUAUUUUAUAAAAGGAUUACUAAAAAAAAUAAGCUUUUAUUCCUUUUGCGAAAUGUUUAAUCGUGCAGCUUUUUGAUAAGCUAAGAAAGAUGCAUGAGAAAGGACUAGCUCACUCUGAUAUAAAACCUGCUAAUAUAGUAAUGGGAUUCGAUAGGUAAUUCUAUCUCAUAGAUUUUGGAGCUUCAGUAGAAAUUUAAGAGUAAAACGAGGAUUAUCUAAAAUGCUACACAGAGAGUUUUAAUACUGUUUGGUAUUUGUAAAAUAGACCUAAAAAAAGAAAGGAUAUAAUAAGAUGUGAUAACUGUUAGCUUUCACUAACAAUAAUUAGAUUACUUAUGGAUAGUAUAUAAGACAAAAAAUUUAAGUAAUUUAAUUAGAUGGAUGAUAAAAAAUUCUUGGAUUUGGUGAGUUAAAUCUUCAAAAAGUUUUAAAGUUAAAGCAACCCAAACGAAAAUAGAGAUUUAGUAAGAAUAUUAAUUUUUUUAUUUUAGUUUGUGCUAGACCCAAAAAACAGUUUUAAUCAAAUAUCUGAAAAAAUAAUAUAAGAAAUAGAAACAUGUUUAGAAGGUGAUGAGCAAAAGAAAAUAUUGAGUUUAGAAAUAAAGCCUCUCUUCCUUUAAUUCGAAAGUGUAUUUCCCUUUCAAGAAUUAGUUGAAUUGUUUUCUAAUAUAGAGGAGAUAGAAAUUGUGCCAAAUUCAAGCCAAAUUAAGAUAAAAAGUAUUACAAUUGAUAAUAUUAGGUAUAUAGAAUUGCUAUCAGAGUUGGGUUACAAAAUAAAAUGUGAAAAUUAUAUAUACAUAUAAUACGACUUAAUUCAAAAAUACUAAUAAUUACAAUAAAAAGCAAAAGAAAAGAUCGCUUAAAAAGGAGAUCUUCUUAACUAAGAGUUUAAUUUAGAGAUUUACGAUAUUAAUCUCAUUUAAAAAGAGGGUAUCUUAGAGAGAAUUAAUAUUUUUGGUAAUAUUUCAGACAAAACUAAAACUGAAAAAAUAAAAUUCAUUUUAGAUGAAAAAUUAGAAAUAAAAUACUGUAAUAAUAAUAAAAUUUAAGCUAAUUAAGAUCAAUUGCUUUAAUCGUUAAAAAGUUUUUUGAAGGAAAAAAUAAAGACAUUUAAUGAUAGCAUGAAAAAUAUAAAAUAGAAAUUUGAAAAAGAAAAAGAAAAAGAAAUAUAAAAAAAAGAAGAGUAAUAAACAAAUUUCAAAAACGAGUUUAAUUGGCUGAUGGUUUAGUUGCCAAAAGAAGUAGAAAUAUAAAUAAAUGAGCAAAAUCUUGCUUGCUUAGAGCAAAUAGUAGCUUUUAAUGAUAAUUUAAAAUCUUUAAAGUUAAAUUUGUCUUUAAUUUAAAACUAAAACUCUUUAAAGCAAUUAGCCUCUAUUUUAACAAUACUUUUAAAAAAGGGAAAGAAAAUGAAAUAUCUUGUUCUCUAAAAUAUUUAAAUAUAUUAAGAAGAUUUUUUGAUGAAUAUUUUACUAGAAGGAUGGUAUUCUUUGACUUUUUCACUGAGUAAAGAAAUAAACCAAAGCGACUUCUAAAAAAUUUUUAAUAAAGUAAAUAGAUUUAAGUCUAAAAAACUUGAAAUUAUAUUUUAAGAAACCUAAAACUUGGAAUAUGUCUGCUCUGAUUUGUUAAACAUUUGUGGAAAAGUUAUAAAAUUAAAAUUAAAUUUCUUAUAAAAGUCCUCCUCCUUGUAGCAAUCAGAUUAAUCUUUUUAAAAAAUCUUUAGUGUUGUACAAAAAAGCUGUGAAAUAUAAAACCUUUAAAUUUAACUCAAAAGAGAAGAAUCAAAUUAAAAAAUAUUAAAUUAAUAAUUAAUAAACUAUUUAAUCAAACAAUAAAGUAUUAAAUAUUUUAAAUUAUAAAUUGAAGAAACUCCAAAAAACUUAGACUAAUAAGAAAUUGAUAAAUAAAUGGAUAGCAUUAUUGAAAAAAGAAAUAGAAGGAGUAGAACCUAAGAUAAUGAGUUUAAAUAUCAUAUUAAAUUAGGUACUGUUGAAAAACUAAAAUCAUAAUAAAAAUUAGAAUCCACUGAAAAUAUUUAAAUACCAAUCAAUAAUAAUAAUUUAGAAAACCUUGAGGAAAUUUCUCUAUAAAAUUUACAACUUGAAAUUUCUUAAUUAGAAAAUUAUUUUUAAUAGAUAUUUUAGAAUGCAAAACUUAAAACUCUGUCUGUUUAAGUAACAAAAAUAUUAGAAAACAAAGAGAAUAGAAAAGAGAAUAAUCAGUAAUAAAUUUUUUAGAUAAAUAAAUUGAAAAAUCUUUCAAUCUUAAAACUUGAUUUUUCUAAGAUAAACAUUUUUAAAUGUUAUCCAAAAAUAAUUUAAUAAUUUUUGAUGUUAAAUCCAAUAUAAUUCAAACAAUUUUCCAUAGAAUUUUAGGAAAAUAUCAAUAAUAACAAUAUAAAAUAUCCCAAACUAAUAUAUUUGAUUGAGAAAAAUAAUUACUAAGCUGACUUUUUAAUAAAUCCGAAUUUUGAUAAUGAAGAUAAUAAUUUUUAAAAAUCACAAAUAGAUUUGUUUGAAAUAAAAAGUGAUUAUUUAUAUUAUAGCGUUGAGUUUAAUAUAACAGAUAAAUUUACAUUUUAAGAUAAAUAGGAAUUAAAACAGAAAGCCAACUAUAUAUUUAAGAAUGCUUUUAAAAAUAAAAUAUAAAAUUUAAAAAUAAUCAUUAAUAAUAAAGUUGAUUACAAUACAUGUGUCCAAAUAAAUUAAGCAUUAAGUAAUUCAUUUUCAUAAAAUUAAAAUUAAUUGAAUAAAUUACUUAAAAUAUAUUUCGAGGUAAAUUUAUAAGAAACGCUACUAAUCAAAGAAUUAAUAUACCAUUUGAAAUUAUUAGAUAGAUCAAUAAAACAUUAAAAUUUCUAAUCUUUUACUCUCAUUAUUUAUGAAAUAAAUGAAGAAAUUUUUUAAAUAUUUAAACAAUUUCAUGAUAAAGUUAUUUUAAAAAUAAAAGAUUUAGAUUAUGAUAAAAAUAAUUUCUAAAGGUUAGUAAAACUUUGUAAUAAUUAAAAAAGUGAUCAACUAAAUUUGCUUUAUACUAAUGAACACCUACAUAACGAAGUCAAAAAAAAAUUAGGUGAUGAUAAAUAUCAAUAAAUAAGCAAAAUAAUUGAAAAAACAUUUGAAAUAACUGAUCAAGAUGUUACUAAUUCAUCUUUAACUUAGAAUUGUAUCUCUGAAAUUGAAGAAAAAAAUUUAAUUUCUGAAAAUUAACACCAAAAAAUUUUAGACAAGUCUUCAGAUAAUAAUAUAUCUAUUGAUAAAAGUGAAGAGAAAAAAUAUUAUUUUGAUAAACUUAAAAUGAUGCAAUAAGAUUUCUAUAUAUUUGUGCCUUACUAUCAAUUUAAGUACUUUCAAAAUGGUGAUCUUGAGCCUAUGGAAAUAUCAAAUAGCAUUGGCAAAUUUACUUUACCGUUGAAAUAAAUUGACUAUCUGGAAAAGCUUUAAAUAUGCAAUUUGGAUAACCCUGAUUUGGAUGAAAUUACUAUAGACUUUUCAUAAUAAGAUAAGAACUUAAAUUACUUAGCUGAUGUAAAGAAGAUGAUUUCUCUGUUUGAAUAAAUAAGUAAUAAAAUAAAAUCAGUCACUUUGAAUUUUUAAGAAGCUCGCUCUGCUUAUUUACAUGCCGAGGCUUUGGAAUAAUUAGAUUUAAUAUAUAAACAUAUUGAAAAAAUGAUAAAUUUAGAAAAACUUAUUAUUUAUACAGAUAAUGAUCAAUUUGAUAGAUAAUUUUAGAUCCAAAAUUUAAAGAAUCUAAGACAUUAUGAAUUGCAAAUACAUAAUGAAAUCAAUAACUAAUUUAUAUUUGAAAUAAUUGAUAAUGUGGAAAAUCACCCAGGUUUGGAAUAUUAUAAAAUUUUCUACUUAUUAGAAAAUAAAAGUGAACGAUCUUUUAUUUCAGAUGAGGAAUUAGAAAUUUAGAUAGAACAGAAAAAUAUAUUUAUUCAAAAUAUCUACUGCAAAACUCAAAUGCACAAUAAAUUUUGCACAUUUAUUCAAAAUAAUAACUAAUUAUUUAACAAAAAAAACACAAAUAAUAAAAUAACUUUGAAUUUCAAAAAAGCUUAAUAUGUUAGUUUCUCAUUUCUUAAAAAAAUCUAUGAAUUUAUAAAAAACCAUUUCUAGUAAAAAUAAAUGGAAAUCAUGUAGUUAGAACUUAAUUUUGAAGAAAGUAUUUUCUUAGACCCAAUAGUUUAAUUCACAAAAAAUUAUCAAAAUAUUAAAUGUACAUUUAAAAAAUAAGACUAUCAUUAGUCUUUUAUUAACAAAAUAAAUGAAAAUUAUUGAUAACAUCAAUACAUAUUUUAUAUUCUUGCAAACCACU